Molecule: messenger RNA, 2383 nt
Organism: Episyrphus balteatus (marmalade hoverfly)
Lineage: Eukaryota; Metazoa; Arthropoda; Insecta; Diptera; Syrphidae
Gene: Fip1
Product: pre-mRNA 3'-end-processing factor FIP1
Exons: 5
Coding region: 132-2189 (685 amino acids)
Cellular component (GO): mRNA cleavage and polyadenylation specificity factor complex
Molecular function (GO): RNA binding
Source: RefSeq, a predicted model, not a curated record
CGCUUUCUUGUCAAAAAAAGAGUAGUUUUUUUUGCAGAGUUUGCAUUUCUUUUAACAAAAAAUAUUUAUUAUUAUAUUUUUCUUUGUUAAAUUUAUAAAAACAAAAAACAUAUUAUAAAUUAAUUACCCAAAUGGCAGACGACGCCAACGAAGACAGUUGGCUUUAUGGCACCUCCAAUCCCGAUUCAACAACAAACGAAGAAGAAAAAUCCCAUCCGCCGGACGACGAGUAUGGAGAUGAAUUGAUUGAUGGAGUUGUUGGAAAACGCACUUCCAUUGACAGUGCGGACCAUCAUCACGCAGAAGUCACAUCAAAUCGCCGCAAAACCCAGAGCAAUGAUGAAAACGACGAUGAAGAUAUUGUUGAAGCUAAAAAUCAACAAAGUCCCGAUUCCAAUGAGCGUAGAGGGAAUCUCGAUAACCUCAACGAAAAUGACGACGAAGAAGAAGAUCCCGCUCAAGAAAUGGAAGAGGAUGAACAAGCUGCCGCUGCUGCAGCUGAAGCAGCCGCAGCAGCUGCUUCAGAAGAAGAAGGCGACUCAGAUAAAGGAAAAGAUCUGGGCGACUCGGAUGAGGACGAUGAUGACAGCGAUGACGAUAUCAAUGUUGUAAUUGGAGACAUUAAAUCGGGUCCGUCGUAUAAUAUCAAACAACGUACAAACCUCUUGACUACCGCCGGCACUGCACCGCAAGACAAAGCCAAGCCGACUCAAGGUAAGUUCAGUAUUGAAGAAUUCGAGAGCAUUGGCACGAUAAAUGGGGUUCCUGCGCCCGAGUACAGCAUUGACUCGCUGGAAGAGAAACCCUGGAGGAAGCCUGGUGCUGACAUAACUGAUUAUUUUAACUACGGUUUCAAUGAAGACACCUGGCGUGCGUACUGCGAAAGGCAGAAACGCUAUCGCAUGGUUGAGAGUGGUGCUGGUCUACAAAACUUAACUGGACCAAUGUCCAAUGCACACAUUCCUCCGCAGCAGAUGAACCCUGGUGGCGGCGGUGGAGGUGGUGGAGGCGGAGAACGAAACCCCCAAAACAGUAACCGAAUGUUAACUGGAAUGGGUGGUGGGGAAGGCAAAUACAUGAUGAUGCCACCGCGGCGGGGAGGACCUGGCCCGAAUGGGGCACCUCCAACUUCUAAGGAAAAUGUUAUUCAAGUAAUGACUGCAGAGUGUCGAGAAUAUAGUCGAACAGGUGGACCUGGACCGAUGUCGAAUUUCAUGCCAGACGAUCCUUUCUUCGAUUCUGAUCCAUUCGAUGGUUACGGUUAUGAACCAACUCAGGAAUCGCAAUGGAUGAACGAAAAUCCCGGCUGGGCUCCGAGUGGAAUCAAAGAGUUGACUCCUGGGCCAGGGACGAUGGGACCUCCAGGUCCAAUGGGAAUGGGUCCGAUGGGACCACCAAUGCAACCGAUGGGACCUCCGAUGAGGCCACCAAUGGGACCGAUGGGUCAUAAUAUGGGCAUGGGACCUCCUAUGAUGAUGGGCGGUAAUAAUGGAGGCAUGAGGAUGAUGGGACCACCACGCAUGAUGAAUCCCAUGAUGAAUGAACGCGAUUGGGAUAGAAAUGAACGUGAUCACAUGGAUCGGGGGCGAGAACGUGAUUCUCGAGAGAGCCGCGAUCGAGAUCGGGAUAGAGAUCGUGAAAGGGAACGCGAGAGGGAUAGGGAUCGCGAUCGUGAAAGAAGCGAUCGUGAAAGGAGUGAACGCAGUGAUCGAGGUGAUCGAGGUGAUCGAGAUAGAGAUCGGGAUCGUGAUAGGGAGCGUGAAAGAGAGCGGGAAAGAGAACGAGAGCGUGAUUGGGAUAGACCUUCUGAUCGGGACAAAGACCGAGAACGGGAUCGGGAGAGGGACCGAGAUCGAGAAAGAAGCGAAACUGAAGUUAAAAUAAAAAUUGAAAGACAAUCAGUUCCAAAAUCGCCACCAAGAUCAUCAAAGUCAGCUAAAACCGUACGAAAGGAAUCAUCAAGAUCAUCCUCAGUAGCACAAGAGCCCGAACGUCCAGAUGAAGAUCGAGACAGAAAAAGACGUGAUCGUGAAAGAGAUCGUGAGCGUGAAAGAUCAUCACGUCGUGAACGUUCAAGAAGUCGUGAAAAAUCAAGACGUCGUUCAAAAAGUCGCGACAAAGAACGCGAACGUGAUCGCAAAAGUCGCGACAAAAAGAAGCACCGAAAAGAUAAAGAAGAAAGUGAAUAAGAAUAAGAAUCAGACCUCCCCAGCUUUUCUCUGCUAUGCUGUUUACACACCCAGUUUUCUUUGUGUUCUCUUUUCUCCAACUAAGGAAAAAAACGUCAAAUUCAAAAGCAAAAGUAGAAAAAAAAGUCCAAACUAAAUACAAUUUUUUAAACAAAAAAAACUUUAUUUUUCCAACAUUUCUAUUUUUCUUGGAA